This is a messenger RNA of Chara braunii, 2278 nucleotides long. Lineage: Eukaryota; Viridiplantae; Streptophyta; Charophyceae; Charales; Characeae. The record is from the annotation of a GenBank genome assembly.
UAUCGAGCAGGCUAAUAAUUUUAGGCUACAACAGGAGAUCUACCUACCUAGUCUUAUCUUUGGAAGAGUAUAUUUUGCAGCCCAGCCUUGGAUUGCUCUGCAGAUUGAGUUAUGGCGGGAAAAAUCCUAUCGUCCUAUUCACCAUUUGCUGUAUUCAGUAAAGACGACGUUCUCCCUGUGCUGGAUGGAAGAGGUCUGAGGAUUGAUGAGAGGACGCCAGAAGAAUGUCGGCCAGCUUUCCUCAAGACGGGGACCAUCUCUCAGGCGACCGGCUCAGCGUAUGCUGAGUUUGGCAACACCAAGGUCUUAGUUGGAGUGUAUGGGCCAAGGGAGACAAACCGGACCUCGGUGGAUGUGGGGAGGCUUGUUUGUGAUGUGAAGGUGGCGACGUUUGCGACUCCAGUGCGAGGCAAAUAUGGGCAAUCGAAGGACGACCGCGAGUAUGGGGUGAUGUUGCACAGAUCAUUAAUUGGAGCCGUUGAUGUCCACGCUUUUCCUGGGUUGACUGUUGAUGUGUUUGCACUCAUUCUUCAGUCGGGAGGCGCAGACAUCGCAGUUGUGACGACAUGCGCAUCUAUGGCACUUGCACAUGCGCGAGUCCCUAUGCAUGACCUGGUAGCAGCAACUUGUGUCUCCUAUGUUGAUAAGGAGCUACUACUCGAUCCGUCAACAGAGGAGGAGAGGCAGGAGGAUGGAGCGCUGUAUUUGGCAGCAAUGAGUGGUAAGAACGAGGUCACCCACUUUACAAUGAAAGGCGAGUGGUCGCAGGAAAGGACAGCAGAGGCUGUUGGCAUGUGUAUGGAUGGUUGCAUAAAGCUCUCUGAGUUGGUUGAUUCAUUAUUGAAAGAGCAAACAGAUGUUUGACAGCAAAUGAUCUUGUUUUUCAAAGAGAAUUGAAGCGUUAUGUUUUUCAGUGCAAGUUUUGUCCUCGGCUCCGGGAAGGUGAGAAUUGAAAGAGUUCAAUUAUAACUUCACAAUACCUACACACACGAGGGACUGAAUUGCAAGUGGAACGUAGCUUGACGGGUGAGAAAUGCGCCAAAACUGUAGUGGCACAUAGCUCGCAAUGAUAGAGAUGGCAAAUAAGGAAUGUUCCCAGAACUCUCAUGCAGUUGGAUGAGAGGAGUGAUUGAGGGGCUGCUGCUGUAAAGUUUUGAUCAUUUUGAUUGUUUGUUUCCCACGGUUCUGCCACAUUAUGCAUGCCCUCACUUCGCGUCACGUAGAUGUUGAAAUUGAAAUGUGCGCAUGGGCAGGUAUUGUCGCGAAGUGAACCUGGUCAAGGUUGUGGGCCAACUUCCUACGUCCGUGUCUUAUAUCUGCUGCCUCGCUUAGCGGUGGUCAUGAGCAUGUUCACGCUAGGACCUUUUACGCUGAUCUCUGGGCAUAAUUGCGGUUAAAUACCUCCAGAGGGUCCCAGUGUGAGGAUGCUCUUGAUUGUUACGAAAGAAUGUUUGUUUUCGUACGAGGGCUCGUCGAGCCACUCUGGAUGUUGGAUUCUGAGCACUGUUGCUGCCCCAGACUGUGCGUUUGAGAGAGAUGCCAAACACACAGCUGACAGUGCAGUUCUUCGUUGUCCCUUCGGUGAUUGGUUAUGAUGUGCACAAGAGGUGUGUGUCUGCCUGGAGUUAUCACCUUCAACUUUGCUUUUUUUUGUUUGCCGGCACGACUUGACGCCGACGUCAGAGUUUUGGUAGAACAUGAAAAUGGAAGGAAAACAUUCGGUAGUCUUGCCAAACUGACGGAGAGCCAUACGUGUGUGCAUGGGGCUGGUCGGGGGGGAGGCAAGAAGGUCUGUGAGUGGCAAGGAAAGUUUGUGGGGUGUAUAUAUGUGCAUGCAGAGCUUGUGUGGGCAAACACAAGCGUGGUAUUGCAACGUAUGUAUGGAUUGAUCAAGUCAACCUUGUGCAUGCUCUCGUUAGCGGUUCUGCCUGCUCGGUCGAAUCAUCCCAUCUUGACAAUUGGAGCAUAAAUGUGUUACGGGAAAAAACCUACUGCGUUUGAUGGAUGCCUUUCUCGUGUGUGAGAUAUCGAAGAUGCCGAUUGUUGUCUGUUGGCACUGCAGUCGUUGCGUCAGCAUUUUUGUCAUGCGAAGGUUGUUGGUUUGCUCCAUCCUUACGGCAUCCCUACAGCAAGAGCCCUCAUGCGUUACAUGGACAGCAGGGUGUCCACAGCACAGGGUCAGUCCCGUGCUUGCCUGACAUGGUCUGAUCUGCUGUUUGAAUCCGGGAAAGAGGUCCUCCUCCUGUCUGUGUCGAACCUGCACGAUUGCUUCCAUGUG